Molecule: messenger RNA, 1170 nt
Organism: Lodderomyces oxycetoniae
Lineage: Eukaryota; Fungi; Ascomycota; Pichiomycetes; Serinales; Debaryomycetaceae
Product: putative methyltransferase
Exons: 1
Coding region: 1-1170 (389 amino acids)
Source: RefSeq, a predicted model, not a curated record
AUGACCAAAAGGAAAGCUACCGAGCAAAAUGAACAAUUGCCGGUCAAAAAGCCGAUAAAGGUCCCUGUUGAGUCUUCUAUAUCCAUCUGUAUACCAUCUAAUGCCAUAUCGUCCAAGAAUGCUUAUAAUUUAGAGCAGAAAACGAUGAUUGCAUAUCAAAUAGCUAAAGCCUGUCUAAUAUAUAAUGUCUCUGAAAUAGUGGUAUUACAAUCCUCCUCAUCCCAGUUAAAUGAGGAGGACAAGUCCGAGACAAUCAAUAUUGGAAAUAAAGUCGUAUUCAAAGAAGAAGAGAAAGAAAGAGAAGAAGAAGUAAAGGAUAGAAAGGAUUUAGAGAUGAAACAAGAUGGUUUGUUAUUGGCUAGUUUGUUACAGUUUUUUAUAACGCCAACCUAUUUGGUCAAGACUGUAUUUCUGCCCCAUUUGAAUGCCAAUUUCAAGGAAAUUAUUCAUAAAUUCAAGUAUGCAUAUAAAUUGCCCAAGAUUACUACAUUACCAUUUAUGCAAAAUAACCAAGUUUAUCGAGAUUUCAAAGAAGGAAUUGUUAUACCUAGGGAAACUCCCAAGAUCAAAUCCAAGAAAAGCGCAAACUCAAAGUUCAAAACGAAAGCACCACAUAAGGUAACAGUUAGUAAAUAUGUCAAUAUUGGAGAGAAGGAACCAUUGAAAUUGGACAUAGCUAGGGAAGUACCUAUAUAUUCUCGUGUUACUAUAGAUUUAAAGAAUAAAAUGAUAAUUAGUCCCGAAAAAGCUUAUGGUAUAGCCGGUUAUCGGGCCUCGUUUGGAUAUCACGUACGUUUAGUAGAGAAAGAUCAGUUUAACAAGAUAUUCACACAAUCGCCAAUUGAAGAUGGAUAUAGUGAAACGAUUUUUAUUAAUUGUGACGAUUAUUUUGACAAGCUGAGUAGAGUGCUUAAGGAGAUGAAAUUGUAUAACGAUCGAGAAGUUGCGCGGGGGAAACAUAUAUUGAUGAUUUUGGGUAAUUAUCGAGAUAUUCAGGUGAGUUAUGAAGCUGAUAAGGAGAAAUCAGAGGUGUUUGAGGGGUUAGAUAAUGGGAUGGAGUUAUUUGAUUAUAGGAUGGAUAUACCUUUGGGGUGUCGAAUUGAGGAUGGUGUUUUAAUUACAUUGACAAAAUUGCGAAGCGAGCCAAAGGUUGGUGGAGCAGCAAAGUAG